Molecule: messenger RNA, 1551 nt
Organism: Penaeus monodon (black tiger shrimp)
Lineage: Eukaryota; Metazoa; Arthropoda; Malacostraca; Decapoda; Penaeidae
Exons: 7
Coding region: 1-1227 (408 amino acids)
Source: RefSeq, a predicted model, not a curated record
AUGAUAGUAGUAAUCAAUACGACGAAUAUAAUUGUAAUAGCUGUAACGACACUCGAAAUCGAUUGCAAGAAGAUAAGGGAAAACGUGAACCGCAUUGCAAGGGUUCAAGAGAACCUUUUGCAACAAGUGAACCAGUUCCGUGCAGAGUGGGGGCACGCUCUCCUCACGGUCCCGCACCUUCCUCAUCAUCUGCAGGUCCAGGUAUCGGACGAGCUUGUGAACGAGUUCUACUGCGACCUCCUCGAGCUAGAGGAAUGCGAGGAUGCGGACGACGUAACAGGAGGACGAGCGACGAGGAACGUGGACGAGACCCACGCCCAUGCCACGGCGGCGGGGGCGGCGAGGAAAGGGUUGUCGAGGAAGGGCAGCGAAGGGACGGACGUGCCGCCCCUGAGCCUCGCCGCCACGCCCCGCGCUGCCAAGACGCCCAAGGCCCAGCAGACCGCCCGAAGCCCGCGCGCCGUCGCCACCGCCCGCACGCCCUCCAACUCGACCUCCCGCACGCCCAGGACGACGCAGCGCAGCGGCCGUGGGCGUCGGAGCGUCAGGGAGUCGCCGAAGCCGCCGCCCACGCCGCGGCCGCCCAUGAGUCUGGAGCAAGUGCAGAUGAUCCAGCGGCGACGCACCAACUACUUGUCCUCGCUGAUUCAGGUUCCGGAGCAACUGAAGGACCUGGCGCGGGGGGCGGACCAUGAGCUCAGCCAGUGCAGGAGGGCGGUCGUCGGGGAGCGUGGGCGGCUGACGUGGGCGGUCUUGCGGGCGGGGCAGCUCGUGAAGGCCGUGGGCGUGAGAGUCAAAUACAAGGAGGCCGAGAAGAAGCUGAGAUUGGCGCUGCAGGAGAAGAUUCAGGAGCGACAUGUCAUUAAGGAAAAGGUGCUGGGCCUCCGCGAGCGGAUCCACGAGUACGACCUCGACCUCGAGUGCCUGGAGGGCCUGGAGAACGAGGUCGACCAAGCCUUCGCGCACCUCGUCACCGACCACGCCCAGUUCGAGGUGCAACUCACGCGCUACUUCGAGUCGCGGACGUCGGCAGGUCCGGCAAGGCGCGACUCCGUCUCCAGCAGGAGCAGCGGCGACGGCGAGGACGACGGAGGCGACAGCGGUGACAACGAUUCCGGGCUCGGGAGCGACGAGGCCCGGGUGGGGGGGGAGGAGGGGGGUCCGCGUCCCCCCGGCUGCGACCCCGCCGUGUUCUCGCUCGUGACUGUGCUCCGGGAUCUGAGGUGAGGGGGGGGCGGGGUUGAGUUAAAUAGCGUGGUGUUCUGUGGCAUGGUAUAAUGGCCUUUAUAUGAUGGGAUGUAGUCGGGUGUGGUAUUUGGCAAUGUGACGAUGUGAUAUUACUUGACUUGCUAUAAGGUAAAGCGUGAUAAGGUUUAGUGCAACAUGAGGUACAGGACAAUAUUGAUGAUAAAAGUAAUAGCAGUGUUAAUACUAACAAUCGUUGCUAUUAUAAUUACAAUUGCAAUAAUAGCAAUGACAAUAAUAGCAAUAAUAAUCCCCUAAAAAGAAAGAAAUCAACGCUAUUUCCCCUUCACCUGACCACACAUUCAC